Mytilus californianus (California mussel) is the source of this 612-nucleotide messenger RNA. Its product is annotated as metalloproteinase inhibitor 4-like. The transcript is spliced from 6 exons. The coding region runs from base 1 to 612 and encodes 203 amino acids. NCBI's taxonomy places the organism in Eukaryota, Metazoa, Mollusca, Bivalvia, Mytilida, Mytilidae. Gene Ontology annotation, cellular component: extracellular matrix. Gene Ontology annotation, biological process: negative regulation of endopeptidase activity; negative regulation of membrane protein ectodomain proteolysis. The record is from RefSeq and is a predicted model, not a curated record. Gene Ontology annotation, molecular function: protease binding; metalloendopeptidase inhibitor activity.
AUGGUUACAAAAAUAUUACAACUAGUAAAUGUUCUAGCAUGGAUGACAAAUGGUGUACACAGUUGUUUGUGUCGUGGUUUGCAUCACCCUCAAGAUGAAUUCUGCUCUGCCAAAUAUGUAUUCUAUGGCAAAGUUACCAAGGAAAAGCUUAUACCAGGUCCACCCGAUGACGUAGAAAAUAAUUUAGCUACUUGGGAAUAUACAUUUAAAAUCAUUUUCAAAAUGAAGGGUGUUACAGAAGGGGUUGGUCAAGAUGUUGUUGUAGAGACAAGAGGAAAUGGUGCUCUCUGUGGAGUACGCUUUGAUGUCGGACAAUCUCGUAUCUUAAUAGGAGGAAAAAAACCCGAUGGAACGAAAACAAUAAAUCUCUGCAGUUUUAGGAGAAAAAUCGGCAAUCUAUCCACAUAUCAAACGUUUUACCUGUUUACAAGAGGUUUUGAUUCGUAUAAUUUCAACUGUAGAAGAAGAUGCAAAAUCGGCCCAAAGUCAAUAGGCUGUAAAUAUCAUCUGGAAAAUACAAAUGAUAAGCCGACCAUAUGUCUUGCUCAGAAGGCACUAUGCAAAAGAGAGAGAAGACGGUGUCGCUGGGUUAAUAAUGAAACAUGUUCAUGA